This is a messenger RNA of Oikopleura dioica, 567 nucleotides long. The record is from the annotation of a GenBank genome assembly. NCBI's taxonomy places the organism in Eukaryota, Metazoa, Chordata, Appendicularia, Copelata, Oikopleuridae.
AUGUCAAGCUUCGAUGAAGACAUCUUCCUGGCUAUCGAACAAAGAGAAUGGACAGUCGAGUGCACAUCAAGCACCAGUGGAUUCGUACUUGUCGACUGCUUCUUCAAAUCAAUUGAAAAAGAUCCCAUCGAGGAAACGUUUUUCUUCUCCAGCAACAAUAUGGUCAUGUGCGGCGAGAACGCUGACGCCGGCGAGCCUGUGAUUGACUACUGUAACAACCUUGCUUAUCGACUUGCGACGCAUGUCGACAUCCCGAUUCGCCAGGGCGAAAAUGCCCGAGACAUCAUCGACAUUGCCAAGGACAUUAGCUCAUUUCUCAUGUCAGAGACCAUCGAAAACAACGAAUGCAUCACAGACUGCAGCUACAAAUCCAGAUUGCUCAAAAGACGAGCGGAAAGCUUCAGUUGGGAGAAGCAUAAAUAUUUUAUUGGACUUGGCGUGAUUGUGCUUUUUGCAAUGCUGCUGAUCGGUUUGCUUGUGAAGAAACUACUCAGAAAAAGAAGCCGGGAAAUAACACGUGACAACGUUAACUCCAGCCAAGAUGACUCCCUGCUUCGAACUGCGUAG